Molecule: messenger RNA, 2181 nt
Organism: Lagenorhynchus albirostris (white-beaked dolphin)
Lineage: Eukaryota; Metazoa; Chordata; Mammalia; Artiodactyla; Delphinidae
Gene: SLC39A12
Product: solute carrier family 39 member 12
Exons: 12
Coding region: 1-2076 (691 amino acids)
Biological process (GO): zinc ion import across plasma membrane; intracellular zinc ion homeostasis
Cellular component (GO): membrane
Molecular function (GO): zinc ion transmembrane transporter activity
Source: RefSeq, a predicted model, not a curated record
AUGUGCUUCUGGAGAAAGCUCUCUGUGUUCGGGGGGCCAUUGUUCCUGCUACUCAGCCUGGUUCCCUUGACUGAGACGGAAAGACCCUCAACUCCAGACAGCAGCGGCACUUGGAGUCCAGGGCAACUGACGGAAAUUCUACAUGUUCUCUCGGCAGAAGAGCCCACGCCCCUGAACCACUCAAGAAGCCUCAUCAGAACGCUGCUAGAGAAAACCGGGUGCCCACGGAGGACAGACGGAAGGCAAGGAGAUUGCAAUCUGUGCUUCGAACCAGAUGCCCUGUUACUAAUAGCUGGAGGAGAUUUCGAGGAUCAGCUCAGAGAGGAAGUGGUCCAGAGAGUUUCUCUUCUCCUCCUCUAUUACAUCAUCCAUCAGGAAGAGAUCUGCUCUUCCAAGCUCAACAUGAGCAAUAAGGAGUAUACAUUUUACCUACACAGCCUUCUGAGCCUCAGGCAGGAUGAAGACUCCUAUUUCCUUUCACAGAAUGAGACGGAAGAUAUCCUGGCUUUCACCAGGCAGUACUUUGACACUUCCAGAAGCCAGUGUAUGGAAACCAAAGUGCUGCAGAAAAUAUCUGGUAUCUCAAGCAGUGAUGGUGCCGAUGAAAAUACACUUCCUCAGUUGGCAGAGACAAUCAUCGCUUUGUCCCUCCAAGGUGUUUGUCUGGGACAAAGAAACUUGCCGUCCCCAGACUAUUUUACAGAAUAUAUUUUCAGUUCCUUGAAUAGUACAAAUACGCUCCAUCUGUCAGAACUAGACCAACUCCUCAACGCUCUCUGGACUAAAAAUACCUGUAUCAGAAAAGAUAGAAUCCAUCAACUUCAAAGGAAACAAAACAACCUAACAGUCCAUGAUUGGGCCUACCCUAAUCUAUCUGUACCCGAGGACCCAGAAUCAGAUGACAGUCCAGUUUCCUGGGAUCAGACUUGCUUCUCUGCUGGACAAUUCGUGGAGAUAUUUCUACAGAACAAGCUUUCAGCCAUUUCUAAGGAGGACUUUAAGCAAAUGAGUCCAGGGAUCAUCCAGCAGUUGCUGAGCUGCUCUUGCCAGCUGCCCCAGGACCAACAAGCGAAGCUGGGACCCCCCACGCCGGAGAAAUAUGGCUACAGCACCAUGGCAGUGACGUUGCUCACGCUGGGCUCCAUGCUCGGGACGACCCUGACCCUUUUCCACUGCUGCGAGGAGAGCUAUCGGCUCAUUUUACAGCUGUUUGUGGGUCUGGCUGUUGGGACACUUUCUGGGGAUGCUCUGCUCCAUCUGAUUCCUCAGGUUCUUGGUUUACAUGAGCAGGAAGCCUCGGAGUCUGGACAUUUCCAUGAACACAAGGGCCACAUUUGGAAACUGUUGGGAUUAAUUGGAGGCAUCCAUGGAUUUUUCUUAAUAGAAAAAUGUUUUCUUCUUCUUGUGUCACCAAGUGCCGAGCAGGGCAUGUCACUGGUUAAUGGGCAUAUGGGACGUUCCAGCCAUCUUGCGUUCAACACUGAAUUAAGUGACCAGUCAGGCAGAGGCAAAUCUGCUUCAACUAUCCAGUUGAAAGGCCUGGAAGAUGCACAGGCAGCUGAAAUUCCUAUAGGCAGUCUGAACGCCCCCAGCAGAAAAUGCAAAACCAUUAGCUUGUUAGCAAUAAUGAUCCUGGUUGGGGACAGCCUGCAUAAUUUUGCAGAUGGCCUAGUCAUAGGAGCAGCCUUCUCAUCUUCUUCCGAGUCAGGAGUGACCACAACAAUUGCUAUCUUGUGUCAUGAAAUUCCCCACGAAAUGGGAGACUUUGCUGUGCUCUUAAGCUCUGGACUUCCUAUUAAGAUUGCCAUCCUGAUGAAUUUUAUAAGUGCUUUAACUGCCUUCAUAGGACUGUAUAUUGGGCUCUCGGUAUCCGCGGAUCCAUGUAUUCAAAACUGGAUCUUAACAAUUACUGCUGGGAUGUUCUUAUAUUUAUCCUUGGUGGAAAUGCUUCCUGAAAUGACUCAUGUUCAAACACAGCGACCGUGGUUGAUGUUUCUCCUGCAGAACUUUGGACUGACCCUAGGUUGGCUUUCCCUCUUACUCUUGGCUAUAUAUGAACAAAAUAUUAAAAUAUAAGUUGAGUCUCAAAAUCCUUCAAAAAUCAAUUUCAAUGGCAUCAUUUUGUUUCUUUUGUUGUAUUCUACAGUGAUUUAUAAAUUAAAUAUUUUUAUCUUAGGUGAA